AUGCUGUUGCAUUAUGCAUCAGAAAAAGCUACAUUAAGUGUCAAAGCCAUAAAGGCUUUUGGACAGUCCUUCUCUGUUCACCGCAAAGUGGCCGAAGAUGGCGAGACGCGGGAGGAGACUCUUCUCCAGGAGUCUGCAUCCAAGGAAGCCUAUUACCUUGGGAAGAUCCUGGAGAUGCAGAACGAGCUCAAGCAGAGCAGGGCCGUGGUCACCAACGUUCAGGCAGAGAAUGAGAGGCUCACUGCUAUUGUCCAAGACUUGAAAGAGAAUAACGAAAUGGUGGAACUGCAGAGGAUACGAAUGAAAGAUGAGAUUCGAGAGUACAAGUUCCGAGAGGCGAGACUGCUGCAGGACUACACGGAGCUGGAAGAAGAAAACAUCACCUUACAGAAACUGGUGUCCACACUGAAACAGAAUCAAGUUGAAUACGAAGGCUUAAAGCAUGAGAUUAAACGAUUUGAGGAGGAGACAGUGUUGCUUAAUAGCCAGCUAGAAGAUGCCAUCCGGCUGAAGGAGAUUGCUGAGCAUCAGCUGGAGGAAGCUCUGGAAACUUUAAAAAAUGAAAGAGAGCAAAAGAACAAUCUGAGAAAGGAGCUCUCCCAGUAUAUCAACCUCAAUGACAGUAUGUAUAAUAACCAUAUUAAUAUAUCAGUAGAUGGGUUGAAGUUUUCAGAGGACGGGGGUGAACCCAACAAUGACGACAAAAUGAACGGACACAUCCACGGGCCGCUCGUGAAACUCAACGGUGACUACAGAACUCCCACGAGUAGGAAAGGAGAAUCUCUGCACCCYGUCUCUGACCUCUUCAGUGAGCUCAACAUAUCAGAGAUACAGAARCUGAAGCAGCAGCUCAUGCAGGUGGAGCGAGAGAAGGCCAUUCUCCUGGCCAACCUCCAGGAGUCCCAGACGCAGCUGGAGCACACCAAGGGAGCCCUGACCGAGCAGCACGAGCGCGUCCACAGGCUCACCGAGCACGUCAACGCCAUGAGGGGGCUGCAGAGCAACAAGGAGCUGAAGGUGGAGCUCGACUGYGAGAAGGGCCGAGAUUCCGGCGAGGAGGCCCACGACUACGAAGUGGACAUCAACGGCUUGGARAUCCUGGAAUGUAAAUACAAAGUAGCUGUGACUGAGGUGAUAGACCUUAAAGCAGAAAUCAAAGCCUUAAAGGAGAAAUACAAUAAGUACGUGGAAARCUACACGGAAGAGAAGGCCAAGUAUGAGAGCAGAAUCCAGACGUACGACGAGCAGGUGACGAACCUGGAGAAGUCGACCAAGGAAAGCCAGGAAAAGAUGGUCCACAUGGAAAAAGAGUUACAGAGGAUGACGAGCAUAGCAAACGAAAACCACAAUACCCUCAACACUGCCCAGGACGAGCUGGUGACGUUUAGCGAGGAGCUGGCCCAGCUGUACCACCACGUCUGCCUGUGCAACAACGAGACGCCCAACAGGGUCAUGUUGGACUAUUACAGGCAGAGCAGAGUCACCCGCAGCGGGAGCCUGAAGGGACCCGACGACCCUCGAGGCCUCCUUUCCCCRCGACUCUCCAGGCGGGGGGUGGCGUCACCCGUGGAAUCCAGGCCCCCGAGCGAGCAGGUGACGAAAGAGGCUGCGGAGCCCGGCAAGGAGCAGAGCCCGACAAAAACGCCUUCCAUUUCUCCUGUCAUCACAGCCCCGCCUUCCUCCCCCGUCUCUGACACCAGUGACAUCCGCAAGGAGCCYAUGAACAUCUACAACCUCAACGCCAUAAUAAGGGACCAAAUCAAGCACUUGCAGAAGGCUGUGGAUCGGUCGCUGCAGCUGUCGCGCCAGCGGGCCGCGGCCCGCGAGCUGGCGCCCAUGAUCGACAAAGACAAGGAGGCCUUAAUGGAAGAGAUCCUGAAGCUGAAAUCGCUGCUGAGUACGAAGCGAGAGCAGAUCGCCACCCUGAGAGCUGUGCUGAAAGCCAACAAGCAGACAGCUGAAGUGGCAUUGGCCAAUUUGAAGAAUAAAUAYGAAAAUGAAAAAGCAAUGGUGACUGAGACCAUGACCAAACUACGGAAUGAACUGAAGGCUUUGAAGGAAGAUGCAGCAACCUUCUCAUCCUUGAGAGCAAUGUUUGCAACCAGGUGUGAUGAGUACGUCACGCAGCUGGAUGAGAUGCAGAGGCAGCUGGCGGCUGCGGAGGAUGAGAAGAAGACCCUGAACUCUCUGCUGCGCAUGGCUAUCCAGCAAAAACUUGCCCUCACCCAGCGGCUGGAGGAUUUAGAGUUCGACCAYGAGCAAUCCCGACGCAGCAAAGGCAAGCUGGGAAAGAGCAAGAUCGGCAGCCCUAAAGUAAGUGAGGAGGCAUCAGCCACCGUGCCAAGCAUAGACACUUUCCUCCUGCAUAGUCAGGGCCCACAGCAACCAAACUUACUGGUCAGCAGUGGCACUCAGAGGAAAAGACUAUUCUCACCUUCCCUUUGUGAUCAGAGCCAUCCCAGGACUUCAGGGACCUACCUCCAGAAUUUAUUAAGAGCCCCCCCUCAUCCCACCUCCACAGAAUCAUAUCUUCUGAGGGGCCCCCCUUCCAUGAGUGAAUUCAUCCAUGGGCACCGUCUCAGCAAGGAAAAAAGGUUAACCGUGGCCAUACCAGUCCUAAUGCUCUUCCAGAAGAGCAGCCACAUUCCAGCUCUCAGUGUGCCCCUCUCAACUGUCUCUCUAAGCCUCCUCCUUACCCCUAAUCUUCAUAUGCAACGUAAGAGAAAAUGUAAACAGAGUGGAGUUCAUGCAACAAAGGUUGGGGUUGUUCCCAGCAAGCRGGUGGACAAUCCUGCCUUGUUGCUGCAUUGGCAAGUCUGGAUUCAUAUCCCCUGCUCUGGCAACUGAGGGAAGGUUGAGAAGAAGAACACAAAGCACAGAGCCCAACCUAUCGAGAAGACUUUUUAUGGUUCCUUUG
Malurus melanocephalus (red-backed fairy wren) is the source of this 2917-nucleotide messenger RNA. RefSeq names its product BICD cargo adaptor 1 (gene BICD1). The record is from RefSeq and is a predicted model, not a curated record. Lineage: Eukaryota; Metazoa; Chordata; Aves; Passeriformes; Maluridae. Gene Ontology annotation, molecular function: dynein complex binding; cytoskeletal adaptor activity; dynein intermediate chain binding. Gene Ontology annotation, cellular component: Golgi apparatus; cytosol. Gene Ontology annotation, biological process: microtubule anchoring at microtubule organizing center; protein localization to organelle; regulation of microtubule cytoskeleton organization. The transcript is spliced from 9 exons. The coding region runs from base 1 to 2847 and encodes 948 amino acids.